CGCUAACCAAGAAUUAGCAAAGGGAUACACGAUAUUUAAGAACGAGUUCAGGGCAGGCCUUCUAAACUUAAACACUCUCUGCUAUCAAGAUGGCAGCAGCAUGGUUGCUCCACGCUCUGUAUACCUCCAUGCUGGGCAGUAGUGGUCUUCAGGGAGGACAGGGAGGACAAGGUGGAGGACAGGUAGGGAGGAAUGACGUGUACCUCAUGGCCAACACCAGCUACGGUACAGUCAGGGGAAAGGUGGACUUCACGACUCAAGUACCAGUGGCCAAAUUUCUGGGAAUUCCCUACGCUAAAUCACCAACAGGGAAGUUACGCUUUAAAGCUCCAGAAGCUCCAGAUGCUUGGAGUGGCGUCAAGGAUGCGUUCCAGUUUGGUCACACCUGUAUGCAGAUGCGAUAUCCAUUAUAUACACCCAGCGACAUGAGUGAGGACUGCUUAUUUCUCAACGUUUACACUCCAACAACUAAAACAUCUCCAGGAGCAAUACCCGUGAUGGUUUGGAUUCACGGAGGAGGUUACGUGACAGGGUCAAGUUCCCUGUACGAUGGGACUCUUUUGGCAGCAAAAGAAGUCAUCGUGGUCACCAUCAAUUACAGGCUAGACGUCUUUGGAUUUUUGUCAACUGGAGAUGACGUAAUACCUGGCAACUACGGCAUGAUGGACCAGAUAGCAGCUCUUCAGUGGGUUCGGAAGAACAUUGGCGCGUUUGGCGGCGAUCCCAAUCAAGUGACUAUUUUCGGAGAAAGUGCUGGAUCCAGUAGCGUCUCUCUUCUAACUAUUUCGCCCUUAUCUAAAGGCUUGUUCCAGAGAGCCAUUAUGGAAAGCGGGGCCUCCUUGAGUCCGUUUGGGUUCCAACACCCAGGUAAUCGAAUAUCGGCCUUGACAAAUGCACGAUUGAUCGCAACAGGAGUUAUGUGUGGCAAUCUGGACGACCCUAAAAAGUUAUUGUCUUGUCUUCAAAAUGUGGAUGUACAGCGGCUACUUAAUGUAUCUGUGGCUGUUUCUAAAGCAUUAGACGUAAAUCUCAUCAUGUGUCCGCGAGUCGAAAAAACAUUUGGGUUUUUGCCAGAUUUGCCGGGUACGCUUCUUAGCAGAGGUGAGUUCAAUCAUGUGGACACAAUAAGAGGCUUCAAUACAGAUGAGACGGGAGCAUUUAUACGCAAUUUAAUAAAGCGACCCAUUUCUCCUGAAGUAGCAGACGAUAUAUUGCAUUACUGGUUAAAACAGAUGUCUUCAUUAGCUCAAGAACAAGCAGCCACAAUAUUGAAGUCGAGAUACAUGAAAGACGAAUUAAACGUGGUGAACCUACAGCGUGACGCCAUGGAAGCACAAGACGAUUUCGCGUUCAUAGGACCCACCAUAAUAGAAGCCAAUGAGUUUUCUCGUCGAGCACCGGAGAAAAGUCAUUACUUGUAUGAAUUUAAUUACAGACCAAGUUAUAGCAUGUAUCCAAAAUGGAUGUCGGCCACUCACAGUGAUGAAAUCGGCUACGUUUUCGGGGUACAGCAAUUAGUCUGGAUAUACGGUAUACUUCCUACAAAGGAUGACUUCUCAGUUUCUAAACAAAUAAUGGACUUGUGGACCAAUUUCGCGAAGACCGGGAACCCAACUCCCACAGUGCAUGCAGGGAGCGUGCAAUGGAAUCAGUACAGUGCAACAAUGCCCAACUAUUUACUAAUCAAAUUGAACUCUCAGCAAAAAACAUGGCAAAGGCCCGAGGCAGCUGACGUAUUCUCUCAAGUUCUCCAAAAGCUUGACGGUACACGGCAAACCCCAGUUGAUACAAUCAUCGGUUAAAGAUGGUCUGCGAGCCGCUUUUUAUUCUGAGUACAAACCAAGUAACCCUCUUUAACUUUCGCAAACAUGUUCAGGCUGAGUCGAUAUCGAAUUUAGAAAAAAAUAUUUUAAAAAAAUAAUGUGUUCCUACCUAUACUUCUUAAGCCAUUCAGCUCACAAGAGGUUUGUUAAAGUGUCAUAGCUAUUUUUGGUAGCAAAACGUAAUUUGAGCUCUUGUAUUAAUUUCUAAUCUAGGAUCGUUUUUAUCCUAGUGUAAUUAAAAUGUCACAAUCUAAUUGUUUUCAUACAUACUACGUCAGUGUCCUGUCAGCCCUACAUGAGAGUGUAAUAUCAAGACGAAAGAUUGCUUAUUGUGUAUUCACUCAAGGUUGAUGAAGAUAGUUUUUUUAAAGUCAUAUUGAAAAACCAGAUGUUCACAUUCUCUGGUUGCAAAAAUUACUACAAGCAUUGUACUACUAGGUAACAGUUUCAAUAUUACUCGUACAUUUAGUUUACGAAGUAUGCAUCCAUAGAACAUAAUAAUGGGCACGCCCUACCAUCUGUCAUAAGAUACACGUUAAUAUUGGUUAUUAGGAUGGUUUAACCUUGUCAAGAAAAUGUAAUUGAGAGCCAGUCGUGUUUUAUAACAGGAUAUCAUUGCUUCAUGUUAGUUUUAAGACUUGGUGAAUGCGUUUAGAUUUUUAAAAUCUGGUUUCAAGGAAACGACAACGUUUCCGAAUACACCGGAAAAUGCUGUACUCGACCCUUUUGGCUUCGUUCACUAGAUAUUCAUUGUAUUGACAUUUGUCUUGAAAGAUAACUUCUUUUUUGUUUUAUGUGCAUACUACUCAGAUGUGAUUUUUUAUUAAAAAGCCAUAUUGUAACGAUCACUUCA
Aplysia californica (California sea hare) is the source of this 2676-nucleotide messenger RNA. Its product is annotated as cocaine esterase. The record is from RefSeq and is a predicted model, not a curated record. NCBI's taxonomy places the organism in Eukaryota, Metazoa, Mollusca, Gastropoda, Aplysiida, Aplysiidae. The transcript is spliced from 2 exons. Bases 90 to 1802 code for a protein of 570 amino acids.